GAUGAGGAGCGGGAAGGCCUCUCUUGCCCUGGAGACCGUCUGGGAAGACAAGCACAGGUAUGAGGAGGCCGAGCGGCACUUCUAUGAGCAUGAGGCCACGCGAGCCGCCGCCUCUGCCGAGCAGCUCCCAGACGAGGCACCAGCUGUGAACGGGCCCGGCCAGGAGGAUGCUGAGGAUACCGAUGAGGCAGAGGCCCCCGACACCAGCAGCAGGACUGAUCCCAGGACAAGCUGCGAUGGCAAGAAGCCCCUGCAGAAGAAGAGGAAGCACUCCCCUAAGAGCUGGCUUGGCCACGCGGACCUGGCCCUUGUGGGCCUCUCAGCCGACCACGUGUGGCUAGACAAGUCUCUUUUCGACCAGGCAGAGAGCUCCUACCACCAGAGGCUAGCAGAUGCAGCCGCCCAGGCAGCCCAGCCGCCUGCUCUGGCCUCUUGGGGUCCCUGCACCCAUGGAAGCCAAGUGGCCUGCCACCAUGUGACCUGGGGGAUCUGGGUCAACAAGUCUUCCUUCGACCAGGCUGAGCGGGCUUUUGUAGAGUGGUCUCAGACUCUGCUGCUGGCCACAGAGGCAUGCAGCAGGCAAGGGACUCCUGACACAGGCCAGUGGGUAGCCACCCCCAACCUGGCCCUGGCUUGCCAGCCCAGCUCACCAGCCAACGGCCAGCCCCUGCUGGGCAGCCUGCAGGCGCUGGUGCAGGAGGUGUGGCUGGAGAAGCCCCGCUAUGAUGCGGCUGAGAGGGGCUUCUAUGAGGCCCUAUUUGAUGGUCACCCGCCUGGGAAGGUGCAUCUGCAGGAGCGAGCCAGCCAGGUUGAGGUCGCCCGGCGGGGCCGCAGAGAUCGGCGUGGCCGCAAUGCCAUAGGAAGCAAGCGGGCUGGGCCACGGCGGGCCGACGGGGGGGCUCCCUCUGCCUCACCCUACUGGUACUUCCUGCACAAGGAUGCGGAGGCUCCCUGGCUCAGCAAGCCCAGCUACGACAGUGCUGAGUGCCGCCACCAUGCUGCUGAGGCCCUGCGCGUGGCCUGGCGCCUCGAAGCCACCUCCCUGGCUCAUCGACCCAGUCCCCGGUCUGGCCCGUACAUGUCCAGCCUGAGACCCAACAGAAAAAUGGCUACAAACUUCUUAGUACACGAGAAGAUCUGGUUCGACAAGUUCAAAUACGAUGAUGCAGAAAGGAAAUUCUAUGAGCAGCUGAACGGGCCUGUGGCUGGCUCCUCCCGCCAGGAGAAUGGCGCCAGCGUGAUCCUCCGAGACAUUGCAAGAGCUAGAGAGAACAUCCAGAAAUCCCUGGCUGGAAGCUCAGGCCCCGGGGCCUCCAGCGGGCCUGGUGGCGACCACAGCGAGCUUGUUGUCAGGAUCGCCAGCCUGGAAGUGGAGAACCAGAACCUGCGAGGCGUGGUGCAAGACCUGCAGCAGGCCAUCUCCAAGCUGGAGGCCCGGCUGAGCCUGCUGGAGAAGAGCUCGCCCACCCACCGGGCCACAGCCCCACAGACCCAGCAUGUGUCUCCCAUGCGCCAAGUGGAGCCCCUGGCCAAGAAGGCAGCUACGCCAGCAGAGGACGAUGAGGACAAUGACAUCGACCUGUUUGGCAGUGAUGAGGAGGAGGAGAACAAGGAGGCGGCACGGCUGCGGGAGGAGAGGCUGCGGCAGUACGCAGAGAGGAAGGCCAGGAAGCCUGUGCUGGUGGCCAAGUCCUCCAUCCUCCUGGACGUCAAACCCUGGGAUGAUGAAACAGAUAUGGCCCAGCUGGAGGCCUGUGUGCGCUCCAUCCAGCUGGAUGGGCUAGUCUGGGGGGCCUCCAAGCUGGUGCCCGUGGGCUACGGCAUCCGAAAGCUGCAGAUCCAGUGUGUGGUGGAGGACGAUAAGGUGGGGACUGACUUGCUGGAAGAGGAGAUCACGAAGUUUGAGGAGCACGUGCAGAGUGUGGACAUUGCCGCUUUCAACAAGAUCUGAAACCCGAGCGUGAGCGUGUGUGUGCAGCCCUCUGGUGAUUAAAGACUGAGACUCUGGC
Molecule: messenger RNA, 2009 nt
Organism: Galeopterus variegatus (Sunda flying lemur)
Lineage: Eukaryota; Metazoa; Chordata; Mammalia; Dermoptera; Cynocephalidae
Gene: EEF1D
Product: eukaryotic translation elongation factor 1 delta (guanine nucleotide exchange protein)
Exons: 8
Coding region: 2-1951 (649 amino acids)
Biological process (GO): translational elongation
Cellular component (GO): cytosol; eukaryotic translation elongation factor 1 complex
Molecular function (GO): translation elongation factor activity; guanyl-nucleotide exchange factor activity
Source: RefSeq, a predicted model, not a curated record